Chrysochloris asiatica (Cape golden mole) is the source of this 7785-nucleotide messenger RNA. RefSeq names its product B double prime 1, subunit of RNA polymerase III transcription initiation factor IIIB (gene BDP1). The coding region runs from base 1 to 7785 and encodes 2594 amino acids. Gene Ontology annotation, molecular function: TFIIIC-class transcription factor complex binding. The transcript is spliced from 42 exons. Gene Ontology annotation, cellular component: transcription factor TFIIIB complex. NCBI's taxonomy places the organism in Eukaryota, Metazoa, Chordata, Mammalia, Afrosoricida, Chrysochloridae. Gene Ontology annotation, biological process: RNA polymerase III preinitiation complex assembly. The record is from RefSeq and is a predicted model, not a curated record.
AUGUUCCGCAGGGCACGCCUUAGCGUGAAGCCGAACGUCAGGCCUGGUAUAGGCGCCAGGGGGUCCACCACUUCCACCCCACAGCGUGGAAAGGAGACUCCCAAGCCGCCGGAACCUGCAGCUGUCUCUGUUCCGAAGCCAGCGGAGCCCACAGAUGCGCCAGUGGUGGAUUUUGGGGGAGCGGAACCCCAAAAAAAGGCUCCCAGGAGCAGUGAUGAAAAGACCAGAGGUGAAAACCAUGCUGAAGAAUCCAGUAAAUCUUCCCCUACAGUUUCACAGAGAAGAAAGCGAAUAUCAAGUACUUCUGGUCUGGAUAAACCUACUGUUGGUGUUCCUUCACAACCUCCUCCUUCAUCUCCUGUUAAUCAAGAAGUUCCACAACUAUUUUCUAUUCCAACAAAAGAAAAACAGCCAUGCUCAGACAGAUACCGAAUAUAUAAAGCCCAGAAACUGAGGGAAAUGUUAAAAGAAGAAUUAAGAAAAGAGAAGAAACAAUGGAAAAACAAAUAUGCUGUAACUGAAAGCCAAAGUCCACCAGAUCGUGCAAAAAUGACUAUGAGGGACUUCAUCUAUUACCUUCCAAAUAACAAUCCAAUGACCUCUUCCCUGGAACAAGAAAAGAAAACUGAAAAGUCAUUGACACCUGCCCAGACAAGAGAGCAAGAAAGUAAGAGUACUCCUGAUGCUGAGGAAAAUGAAGAAAUGGAAGAAGAGAUUGAUGAUGGGCCAUUGCUGGUUCCUCGAGUUAAAGUGGCAGAAGAUGGUACUAUUAUUUUGGAUGAAGAAAGUUUAACUGUAGAAGUUUUAAGGACAAAAGGUCCCUGCGUUGUUGAGGAAAAUGACCCCAUAUUUGAGCGUGGUUCUACAACUACAUAUUCCAGCUUUAGGAAAAACUAUUACUCUAAACCAUGGUCAAAUAAAGAAACAGAUAUGUUCUUUUUAGCCAUCAGCAUGGUGGGGACUGAUUUUUCUAUGAUUGGACAACUUUUUCCUCACAGAGCAAGGAUAGAAAUUAAGAAUAAGUUUAAACGUGAAGAGAAAACAAAUGGCUGGAGAAUAGACAAAGCAUUUCAAGAAAAGCGCCCUUUUGACUUCGAUUUUUUUGCUCAUUUGCUUCAGAAAGUUCUUGCCGAAGAAGAGAAAAGAAAACAAAAAUCAGUUAAAAAUAACAAUUCAAAAGAGAAGAAAUCUUCUAAACCAAGAAAAAAAGCGAAAGUGAAAAAAGUCAGUGAAGAAGUAAAUGAUGGCUCACCUGAGUCUAUGAAUACGAGGAUUUCAGAUACAGAAAGACUUGAACAGGACAUUCAGACAGUUGAAGGAGAACAAUUGUCUCUGACUUUAUCAGAACAGGACUCAGGGGAAAGUGCAUUAAAAUCAGACCUAAAUCAAAAGAAAAGGAGAAGAAAGAAUCAAGAAGAAGCUGAUGAACAAGAAAUAGAAAAUCCUUUGGGAAAUGCGCUUAUUCAGUCAGGCCCUUCUAAAGCAGAAAAACGCAAAAAUAAAUGUGAAUCAUUAAGGCCAGAGGUAAAUGGCAAAGAAUGCAACGGGGAAGAGAAGCUUUCCUGCUCACAGAACACAGAAGAUGCUGUAGACUUACCCUCCCUUGAAAAAGUUGAGAAAAGAACUGACUUCAUCCUUUCAUCAAGCAAUCAACAAGAUGUCAUGUCAGUGUCAACUGAGUCUUCAGAAUCCAGCACUUUAAAUUUGCCUUCUUCAGAAGUUGAAAUUGGAGCAUUGUCUGAAGUGAACAAUACUGAGAGUAGUUGUACAGAAGAAAGGAAUGUUGACUUUAGAAGUGACUCACUGGAAAUUGAUCAAUCAGAACCUAUUAAACCAAUGGUGAGAGGACGACUCCAGAGACCUAAACCCAAUUUAUCAAGAGCAGCUGGAAAAAAAGCAGGUAGAAUAGAAUCAGAAAAAAAGAGUCCACAUCCAGAAACUGCAGUUGAAAAGAAUCACAUGGAAAGGGAUCAAAGGAAUACAUCUGGCAGCUUGGGACUGGAGAAUACAGAGAAACGAAACACAGAAACUGAGACUGUAUCUAAUUUGAGUGAAAACAUUUGUCUGCAGAAAGAUAAUCAAUCAAAGGCUUUCAGAUCGGCACGACUAACAAGGAGCCGAUUGCAAAGGCCAAAACCAAAUGUAGGUAAAGUUGCUGAAAGAAAUGAAAUUCUAGCAUCCCAGGAAAUAAUGGGGACUGAUGGAGAAAAGAAUGAAAAUGAAUCCUGUAUUGAUAGAGAUAUCCCUGAACAAAUGGAAGACAAGUCGUGUAAAAUUUUGGAUUGUGGAGACAUCGCUUCACAGUCUGAGAAAAAAGAUAUUUCUUAUCAAAAUGUGCAACCAGAUGAGUUCGCAACUCUUAGUGAAUGUCUAAGUAUUCAAGAGGAUAACGAAGCAGAUGUACUCAAGCAAGCCCCAGUUGUAAGGACUCGAUUUCAAAAACCAAAACCAAAUAUAGGAAGAAGAUCUGGAAGAAGAGAAAUUUUCUCAAGGGAAGACGUACCAGAGAAGUUACUUGCCUCUGAGGAAAUAGAGUCAGCUUUGGGAGAAAUUUCAACACUAGAAACCUCACCAAGGAAGAUGGUAACAUUGGAGGCUAAUACUGCUAAGGAUACAGAUUCAUUAGAAACUGGAAGAAGAGACACCUGUCUCAGAGAGAAAACACCAGAAAUAAUUGACAAUGCAGUGGAAAUGAGAGACACUGAAAAAGAGAUUUCUCCAAGGAUAAAUGUAUCAGAAGUGACUGAUGUCCUUGAGGAAAUAGAGACAGAUUUGGUAGAAGCUAGAGGAGAAGUAUCCCCAUUGGAAAAAGCCCCAGAGGAAGUCAAGACUAUAGGUGAAGUGGAGAAUGAUUUGGAAAAAAUGAAAAGUGAGAUUUCUUCAAGGAAGAAAAUGUCAGAAAUGACUACUGCCUUUGUAGAAAGAGAUACAGAUAUGGAAGAAACUGGAAGAAGAGAAAUACUGUCACAGGAAAAGGUCCCAGAGAAAGUUAAGACUAUAGAUGAAAUAGAGAAAGAAUGGGGAAAAACUGAAACAGAGCUUCUUCCAACGAAGAAAAUACCAGAAAUAAUUGCUGUUUCUGAGGAAAGAGAGACAAAUAUGGAAGAAACUGGAAGGGAAAUACUCCCACAGGAAAGGGUCUCAAAGACAGUCAAGACUGUAAGUGAAAUGGGGAAAGAUUUGGAAAACCCCGAAAGAGAGAUUUCUCCAAGGAAGAAGAAACCAGAAAUGAUUUCCUCUGAGGAAAGAGAGCCAGAUUUGAAAGAAACUGGAGGAAAAGAAACAUCCCCACCAAAAAAGGCCCCAGAGGAUGUCAAGUCUGUAGGUGAAAUGGAGACAGGUUUUGAAGAAACCAGAAGAAAGAUAUCCCCAAGUGAGAACAUACCAGAAAUGAAUGCUGCCUCUGAGGAAAGCAAGUCAGAUUUGNAAGAAACCAGAAGAAAGAUAUCCCCAAGUGAGAACAUACCAGAAAUGAAUGCUGCCUCUGAGGAAAGCAAGUCAGAUUUGAAAGAAACUGGAGGUAGAGAAAUAUCCCCACAGGAAACGGAAACAGCCUCAGAGGAGGUCAGAACCGGAGGUGAAAUUGAGACCAAUUUGGAAGAAACUGGAAGGGACAUUUCCCCAAGGGAAAAGGUAUCAGAAGAGGUCAGUAUCAUAGGAGACAGAGAGAUUGAUUUGAAAGAAACUGGAAAAGGAAACAUUUUCCUGAUGGACAAAAUAGCAGGAAAGAUGAUUAUCAUUGAAGAAAUAGAGGCAGAUUUGAAAGACACCAAAAGAGAAAGUGCCUCAAGAGAAAGUGGAUCUGAAGAAAUCCGUGCAACUGAGGAAACAGUAGCAGAUUUGAAAAAUACUGGGAAAAUACAGACUGCUUCAAGGGAAAAUGAACCAGAGGAGACUGAUAAAGUAAGACAAACUGAGACAUAUUUAAUACAGAGCAGUAGUGAUGACUGCAGCCCUAUGCCUUCACCAGAUACACAAAACAUUAGCAGUGAUAAACUAUCAGUGGUGCACACAUCUGUAGAAGAAAAAACAAAUUCUGAAAAGGAAGUACCAAAUCAGUUGAGUCAUUCAAAGACUUCUGAAGAGACUUCUGAGCUUGGUAAGACAGAAGACAAAGGGAUGCAAUCUUCAGAUGUCCCGGAGCAGUUUUCAGAUACUAAUUUAAGCACAUCUCGUCCUCAAGAACAGAAGCCAUUUGAAGUUAAAACAGUACCUUUUGUGAGAAGUCGCUUCAAAAGACCAAAACCAAAUUUAGCCAGAGCAGUAUUAAAAAGAGAGACUACAGAAGCAGAAAAAUAUGUACCUGGAAAGAAAUCUGAAAUUGAUAAAAUGGAUGCUGUUGUGAUACAACCAAACAGCGAACAAACUAAUAACCAUCCUUCUCAAGAUGAUGCGGCUUCCCAAAUGACACCAAGAGAAAAACAUGAACCAGGUCACAAGGAGGACAAGGCUGUGAUAGUAACAUGUGUACAACCUGAAAAGAGUCUUUCACCUUCACAUUCUUCAGAACCAAAAGAAGAAUCUCAGUCGACACAAGCCCAGGAAAAUGACUUGGUUGCUUCUGCAGGGACUUAUAAUAUAAACACUUUCCAACAAGAAAUGAAAGAAAGUGAUAUCCAAACUACUCAGCCAAUAAGGCGCAGACUUCAGAGACCCAGACCAAACAUAAGAAGGAUUGAACAGAGGCAAACAGUAGAAAAAAGUGACACUACAGACAUAGUUAAGGAAGAAAGAACAAUUCUACAAAAAGAUGAAACUGAAAAAUUCCCUGCUGAGGUGAGUUAUUAUUAUCCAAAUUCUCAAAUUGGAACUGAUAGUGAAGUUGUAUCCACCGAGGUUUCUGAGUGCACAAUCAAUGAAAAUCAGAGUCGUUUGGGUCUUGAAGAAAUCCUUCACGUUAACAAAAUUAACUUACUAGAUGAAAACCUAAGAGAGGAGCAUAAAACUUAUGCUCCUACUCCGGCCAAGUUGGUAAGAAGGCAAGUCCACAAAGCAAAGCCAAAUGUGAGAAGGGCACACAGUAAGCGAAAGGAACCAGGAACAGAAAAAGACACAGCAGAUCAGGAGGCAAGAAAGCCAGAAGAUAAUUUGCUGCAACAAGGAGAAUCUGAUAUGCAGCUCCUAAAAAAAAAGACCGAGCUGCUCACACCUCUGGAAAGUUCAGCAAGAACAGAUUGUGCAGAUCCCCAAGAGGCUCUUUUAACCAAAAAGGAUGCUCAAUCUAAGGAACUGGGACUAUCAGGAAGUGUUGAAAAGGAAACUCUCGGGGAUAAUUCCAUGUCUUCAAUUAUUGAAGAGAAGUAUCUCAGUAAACCAACAAGCAAUCCACAGCUGUUAAAAGAAUCAAAUUACUCCAAAAUUGUGUUGGAUCGAAGAACGGCUAUCUCUUCUGCCUCUGCAUUUGAGACUGAUCAUAGUGAAAGAAGAAUACAUCGAAAGAGCAAACCAAAUGUUGCCAAAGGGCGUGGAUCAAAGCGAAAUCGGGGUAAGAGCUCAAAGAGGGAACCUAGAGCUACGAAGGCUGUGCUGGUGACUCUUCGGGCUUCCCAGGAAGAAGAAGAAGAUGAUGCUGAAGAUUUUGCUUCUGACUAUGAAGAAGAAAGCUGUCAUCUUGCUCCUGAAGAAGUAAACAAAGCUCCAGUCUUUGUACCCCUUGGUCUCCGAUCUCCUGAACCUGUUGCAACACAGAUUGAGGAAACAAUGGAAGAGCUUGAAAUAACCGUGAAUGUCCCAGACACCACAUGUGUUGCUACUGUUGAAUAUCAGCCCUCAAACACAGAUAUUCCUAUGCAGGAGAUGAAACAAGAAGAAGCUUUGAAUAUCCCUAUGGAGAUGACCACAUGUGAACAGCCCCAAGAUGAAACAGGUUCCAAUGAUGGAAGCACCGAAGCUGCCAUAGCUUUACUUACAAUGGGAGAUUUUGUGUUGCAAUCAGACAUCAUUACUGAUCAGGGUGAUGUAUGUGUGUGUGUCCUUCCUGAUGUUGAUUUAAAGAAUGAUAGCCAUAUUCCUUCUAGUCCAGAUAAUGUAAAGCACAAUAUUGUUGAUAAAUGUCUGGAACUUUCUUCACCUGGUAUUAGUGUAUCUCCUGCAUCAUUCGAAGAAAAUAAGAUUGUAUUGAAGGAACAUAGUACUGAAGAUGAAGUUGGUUUAUUGGAGAAAGUAAAGGAAAACGCUCAACUAACCAGGCGUACAACUUCUAAAGUGACCAAUAAUUUGAGGAUGAGAAAUAGACUUCCGAAGCCUAAGCCAAAUCUUAAAAGGAUUUUAGGGACCAAAAGGCUUACUGCUCUUCAGAAAGUUCCUAGUUUGUCUGCAACCAAAGCGGAAGAAGUGGAUAUUCAGAAGGAAACUGAGGAAAGUGCUGUUAAAGGGGCAGACUUAGAAGAUAAAAAUCUUGGAUCAAUUGUAAUCGAUAAUAAGGAGCCAAACAAACUGGCAUAUGCCCGUGGUACAGAAGAAACCAGUAUUUCACAAGAAGUCAACCUCACUAAAAUAAAUGAUGGUCAAGAAGAGAGAUCUCAAGAGGUCCCAGACUUAUUGGUUGCCUCAGUUGUUCCUUCAGAGACAGGAGCCUGCAUACUUGAUUUGGAUCGGGGUCUUGGUGAGAGUCCUGUUACAGAGACCCUGAUCAAGCAGCCCAGUGGAGACAGUCUGCUUACACUCCAUGGACCACAGUGUACACCAGCAAGUAUUCCAGAAGUCCAACAAGAGAAUGUAGUCAAUUCUCAAGACCUAGCAGUUCAUUUAGUUGCUAAUCAGGAUGGAGAAGAGGAGGAGCAAGCAUUCAUCUUAACUCUGGUGGAAAUCCCAACCAAUGCUGCAGAAGAGUUUACUAAUAACACCGCACACUUAAUGCCAAACCAUUUAUUGCCAGCACCCAUAUUGAUUAGAUCAGUGAAUAAAGAAGAGAGGGGUGACCUGAGUAUUAGCUUUCCUGUAACUUCAGUUGGUCCAGAUGCAAUGUAUGUAUCUAAUUCUGGAAGAGAUGGUUAUGAAAAUUCUCCUGCUAAUUUGGAUCUUUUAUCUAGGAAGAGAGUUCAUUGCAGGCUUGAAGAAAAUGACUGUGUUCCUUCUGCCAAAAAAAGUUCACUCACUUCAGUAGUUGAUCGUCAAGAACAUACUUCUGAGGUAUGUUCAAAGGAAUUAAUAAAUGUUUUUGAGGAAACAGGGGAGUCUUACAUGGGACAAAAUAUUUUCCCUACCUCAGGAAGCACAUAUGUAACUCCAGAACCUCAGAAAGAGCAACUUGAACCCACUCUGCAGAAUAUAGUGACAGAAAGGAAUGCACCACAGUUACCUCAAGAUGGGAUGAUUAUAUCUGAUAAGGAAGAAAGAACUGCUGCUGUUUCUAAAUCUGAGCAAAUGGAUAGCAGAGCAUCAUCUUCAAAACCCCCCCUAACCAGACCUGGCCGAAGACCUCUGGGAUUUUUGUCUUUAAUUUGUUCAAAGAAUAAUACAGAAUCUGAUGAACCUACUCAAGUCCAUAGGAAGAAGCGCCUAAAACCAUGUAUACCUACAGCAAGGAAAAAUAUUAAAAGAUCUAAUCCACCCAGUGAAAGCCAGGAAAAAACACAAGAGUCCUGUGAUCUUCUCCCAUCUUCCAGUGUUGUUAAUACGCAAUCUGAGAAUAUUGACAGUUUAGCAGCUCAGGUUCCUUGUGUUCAACCCUUACCAAAAGAAGAAAAUGAAAGUAGCCAAAACCAGACAUCUGAGGAGGAGCUACCCAAUGUCUCUGAAUAUUUCUUUAAUGAUAUCUUUAUUGAAGUGAAUGAAGCAGUAUAA